Messenger RNA from Theobroma cacao (cacao), 1454 nucleotides. RefSeq names its product ubiquinol oxidase 2, mitochondrial-like. Gene Ontology annotation, biological process: alternative respiration. The record is from RefSeq and is a predicted model, not a curated record. Gene Ontology annotation, cellular component: mitochondrion. Gene Ontology annotation, molecular function: alternative oxidase activity. Lineage: Eukaryota; Viridiplantae; Streptophyta; Magnoliopsida; Malvales; Malvaceae.
UUCAACAAAAAUUCAAAUGCGUGAAUUUUCUACGUUCAAAAAACAAAUAUCCAUUGCAUAUAAUUUUCUUGACGUCUAAACCAGAAAGUCUAGCUGGCCAACCUAACGCAUGCAUACCCAACCUAACUUAUUCAACUAGUAUUAAUUAAUUAGUAAACCAAUCGCUAUACAAAUUAAAACCCCUCCUUAAACCCUGCAAAAAUAACCUCUCUUGCCAUCAAAACAAAAACCCUACAAACUACGAUCGAUACCCCUUUGUAUUUGAUCCUAAAUUGUUGAGGAUGAUGAUGAGUCGUGGAGGCACCAGGUUAGCCAGCUCCAUGUUGGCAUUCGUCGGUCCACGCUACUUCUCCACUGCAUCAGCACGGACCCUUUCAAACGAGGGCAUGAGUGGCUGGAUAAGGGCACCCGCUGUUGGCGUGCGGUGCAGGAGCACUUUGGCCCUUGGUGACAAAGAACAGGAGGAGAAACAAGCAGUGGACGGUGGCCCCGCCAAGGAUGAGAAAGGAAUCGUCAGUUAUUGGGGCUUGGAGCCAACCAAGGUUACCAAAGAGGAUGGCUCCCCAUGGAAGUGGACCUGCUUUAGGCCAUGGGAGGCAUACAAGGCAGACUUGUCAAUAGAUCUGAAGAAGCAUCAUGCGCCAGUGACUGUGAUGGAUAAAAUGGCUUAUUGGACUGUCAAAGCUCUUAGAUGGCCCACAGAUUUGUUCUUUCAGCGGAGAUAUGGUUGCCGAGCAAUGAUGCUAGAAACUGUGGCAGCAGUGCCUGGGAUGGUGGGAGGAAUGCUGCUGCACUGCAAGUCGUUGAGGGGAUUUGAACACAGUGGAGGAUGGAUCAAAGCACUGUUGGAAGAGGCUGAGAAUGAGCGUAUGCACCUGAUGACCUUUAUGGAGGUGGCCAAGCCUAGAUGGUAUGACCGCGCCCUUGUAUUUGCCGUCCAAGGUGUUUUCUUCAAUGCUUACUUCUUGGGCUAUAUUAUUUCACCCAAAUUUGCCCACCGGAUGGUGGGCUACCUUGAGGAGGAAGCAAUACACUCUUACACUGAGUUUCUCAAGGAGUUGGACAAUGGUAACAUAGAAAAUGUCCCUGCUCCAGCCAUUGCUAUUGAUUAUUGGCGCUUGGCCCCUGACUCCACUCUGCGAGAUGUUGUUAUGGUUGUGAGGGCAGAUGAGGCACAUCACCGUGAUGUUAACCACUUUGCAUCUGAUAUACAUUAUCAGGGACGCCAGCUGAGGGAAGCUCCCGCUCCGCUCGGUUAUCACUGAAAUGUUAUAGAAACCGACCUUCUGCCUUACAACUUAAAUACAUUACUCUUUUCUCUUGCAAUCAGUAAUUACUAUUGACAGUGAUGAAUUGCUGCUUUCUUUAUUUUAUUUGUGUUCUGUAAACUUGGGAUAUUGUAAAUAUAAUGGUUUUUAUGAUCAUGCACGAUGCACCUCUUGCAUUCUUCUUUA